Messenger RNA from Thamnophis sirtalis, 2270 nucleotides. RefSeq names its product G protein-coupled receptor 22-like. Gene Ontology annotation, molecular function: peptide binding; G protein-coupled receptor activity. NCBI's taxonomy places the organism in Eukaryota, Metazoa, Chordata, Lepidosauria, Squamata, Natricidae. Gene Ontology annotation, cellular component: plasma membrane. Gene Ontology annotation, biological process: cellular response to hormone stimulus; G protein-coupled receptor signaling pathway. The record is from RefSeq and is a predicted model, not a curated record.
AGGAGAAUGGCAAACGGGAGUCCCCGGGCUGCUGCUCCAAGGAAAUGCGGCAGCCGGGCUCGCACCACCACCGCCACCACCGCCACCGUCGCUGAAACGCCAAGCACCGGCCCCAGGUAAGGUUGCUGUCUGUAACGCUCAGCUCAGUCCAAGGACUAUGCCCACGUGCUUCUGCCUCUUUCAACCAUGGAGAGUCCCAUGUUUGACACCAUCCUGGAGACAACAGACGGGGUAACCCCUGACCACAGUUGGUCCCUGUCCUAUCCACUGGGCUUCCAGGUGUCCCUGACAGGCUUCCUGAUGUUGGAAAUUGUCCUUGGGGUCAGCAGCAACCUCACAGUAUUGGUUCUCUACUGCCUGCAAGCUGGCCUGGUUGACUCAGUCAGCAACAUGGUGACCAUGAACCUGCAUGUACUAGAUGUGCUCAUCUGCGUGGUGUGUGCACCUCUCACCAUGGUGGUCAUAUUGGUGCCGCCCGAUCGUGCUGCCACCCUCUUCUGCUGCUUCCACGAGGCCUGCAUCACCUUCAGCAGCGUGGCAACAGCCACCAACGUCCUGGUGAUCAGCUUGGACCGUUACGACAUUUCGGUUCGUCCCGCACAGCGUGUGCUCACUCCAGCCCGUGCAAUUCUACUCCUGGCUGGAGUCUGGGUGCUAUCCCUGACUGUAUUUUUUAUACCCUUCCUUGAAGGCGAGUUUGGACACGCCAGCGUGUGGCAAAACCGUACUGUGCUGUGUGUUGGCCCAGAAGAGUUCCACGCUGAGCUCGGCACCUCCUACCACCUUGCCAUCCAGAUCCCCACUUUCUUUGCAGCCAUGGCGGUCAUGCUGGUGACCUACGCCAAGAUCCUGCAAGCUCUCAAUAUCAGCAUUGGCAGCACCUUUAAGCGCAGCCAGCGUCGCAAGACAAAAAAGAGGAAGCGACGGAAAGCAGUAGAGCUGAGUAGCAGCAGCAGCAUGAUCAGUGCUGGAGAAACCAAGAGGCUGUCCCAGCCAAUGCCCACGCUCCCAGCUCCGCCCCCGAUGGGUGUGCAGGCUUCUGUCUCUGUGAUCAUCGCACUGCGUCGGGCGGUGAAGCGCCACCGUGACCGGAGGGAGCGCCAGCGGCGUGUUUUCCGCAUGUCCCUGCUAAUCAUCUCAACGUUCCUGUUGUGCUGGGCACCUCUGUCCAUUGUCAACCUGCUCAUUCUGUGCCUCGGGCCUAGCCCCUUGCUGGGCAAGCUGCGCAUCUGCUUCCUGGCCAUGGCCUAUGGUACAACCAUCUUCCACCCACUCCUUUAUGCCUUUACCCGCCAGAAACUGCGCAACGUACUCCGCAGCAAGCUGAAGAAACGAGUGGUGUCAGCGCUGCAAGUCGAUCCCGCACCUGGUGGCACAAUCAUCCACAAUUCCUGGGUGGAGCCACCACGGAAAGGCUGCAAGGGGCGGCCACGGGGUAGCGAUGGGGCUGAGCACUGCCUGACGGAGGCCACAAAAGAGUAAAGGGUAGGGGUAAAUUUCAGACUAGGUGCCAAGAAAGCUGGGAUGGGUGGUAUCAACCCACUGCAUAGCGAAUCUGGUGAGUGCCAAACACUGAAAUCAAUGAAGAAUGAGAGGCAGAUACAGGACCCUUAUUAAAAUCACCAGAAACUACAGCUUGGUGCUAACCCUCUGACCGAAGUGCAAAGUAGAGGUGAGCGGUAUUGCAGCGAGCAGAGAGAGGCAACCAUCAACACCUUGUAGAAAUAACCAUUUCCAUCUAGGGUGUGAUACUGAUUCCUCACAAAGCCUCCACCUAGCCAAUGGCAAAACCUCCUACCUAUCUGAGGUAAAAUACGAAGGCUUAAACCUUCUCUUGACAUUGGCCUGUUGGCUGCACUAAGACCACUAGAAUUACGACAAUUAUUUAAUUACUUAAUGCCAAGAGUUGUAACAAGCAGAUGAGUGCUUAUACGUGUUGGGGAAAGGCAUUAAGUUUAAGUCAACACUAAACGAGUCAGCACUCCAGAAGACAUUGCAAUGCUGAAUAAGUCCAAGGUGGCUAAAAUAAGCUCUCCAUCUUAGAGAAGGCCAAGAAAAUGUGUUAGAAAGGCAGGUUUGGAAAGGCUGGGAUAGCAUAACUUUUUAGAGUUCUUUGCCUUACAGGUAAUCCUUAGCUUACCACCAGUCAUUUAGCAACUGGUUACAAUUACAAUAGAUUCCCCCAAAAGGUACCUAGGUCCAGUGGUGGGAUUCAGCCAGUUCGCGCCACUUCGGGAGAACCAGUUGUUAACUUUCUGAGCAGUUUGGUG